Ornithorhynchus anatinus (platypus) is the source of this 4096-nucleotide messenger RNA. RefSeq names its product syntaxin 1B (gene STX1B). Bases 263 to 1129 code for a protein of 288 amino acids. The transcript is spliced from 10 exons. Gene Ontology annotation, molecular function: SNAP receptor activity; SNARE binding. Gene Ontology annotation, cellular component: endomembrane system; plasma membrane; SNARE complex. The record is from RefSeq and is a predicted model, not a curated record. NCBI's taxonomy places the organism in Eukaryota, Metazoa, Chordata, Mammalia, Monotremata, Ornithorhynchidae. Gene Ontology annotation, biological process: exocytic insertion of neurotransmitter receptor to postsynaptic membrane; intracellular protein transport; vesicle fusion.
UCUGCCGCAGCCGCAUCGCCACCGCAGCCCCGGCCCAGCCGAGCCCGGCCCAGGCCCCGGCCCCCGGGGGGGAACCCAGGCGUCCUCGGCUCCCUGCGUCCUCGAUCCCCGGGGGGACCCCAGCCCCCUCCCCCCCCCAACCCAUCCCACGCAGGAGGCAGAGAGCCGGAGGAGGAGAAGAACAGGAGGAGGAGGAGGAGGAGGAGGAGAAAAGGAGGAGGAGGAGGAGAAGGAGGAGGAGAGGAGCAGAAGCCACCGCAAGAUGAAGGACCGGACCCAGGAGCUGAGGAGUGCAAAAGACAGCGAUGAUGAAGAGGAGGUGGUCCAUGUGGAUCGAGACCACUUCAUGGAUGAGUUCUUUGAGCAGGUGGAGGAGAUCCGUGGGUGCAUAGAGAAGUUGUCAGAGGAUGUGGAGCAGGUGAAGAAGCAGCACAGUGCUAUCCUGGCCGCCCCCAACCCCGAUGAGAAGACCAAACAAGAACUCGAGGAUCUAACCGCUGACAUCAAGAAAACGGCAAACAAGGUCAGGUCCAAAUUGAAAGCGAUUGAGCAGAGUAUUGAACAGGAGGAGGGACUGAACCGCUCUUCCGCUGACCUGCGCAUCCGCAAAACCCAGCACUCCACCCUGUCCCGGAAGUUUGUGGAAGUGAUGACUGAAUACAACGCGACUCAAUCCAAAUAUCGAGACCGAUGCAAGGACCGGAUCCAGCGACAGCUGGAGAUCACUGGAAGGACAACAACCAACGAGGAGCUGGAGGACAUGCUAGAGAGUGGGAAGCUGGCCAUCUUCACAGACGAUAUCAAGAUGGAUUCUCAGAUGACCAAGCAGGCAUUGAAUGAAAUUGAGACCCGGCACAAUGAGAUCAUCAAACUGGAGACCAGUAUCAGGGAGCUACAUGACAUGUUUGUGGAUAUGGCAAUGCUGGUGGAGAGCCAGGGGGAGAUGAUCGACCGCAUUGAGUACAAUGUGGAGCACUCUGUGGAUUACGUGGAGCGGGCUGUGUCCGACACCAAGAAAGCCGUGAAAUACCAGAGCAAAGCCCGGAGGAAGAAAAUCAUGAUCAUCAUCUGUUGCGUGGUGCUGGGGGUGGUGCUUGCGUCGUCCAUCGGGGGGACGCUGGGCUUGUAGGGCUCCCUCCCGUCCCUGCCCCCCACCUUCUUCCCCCUCCACCUCUCCGAGACCCCCCCUUACCCCCCCCCCCCCCGGGAGCAAUACCCCGAAACCUGUGCUCGGCACCCCCACUCCCCCUCCACGGUCCCCGCUCCAGCUUCCCCCGGCCCGGGCUUCCGGGUCGGAGUCGAGAGGCCUCGUCUCCCCUCCCCGACUCUGCUCCGAUCUGGUCUCCUAAUACCUCCCGUGUCCCCCCCAACUGAACCCCGACCCCUCAUCUUCCCUCCUCCGCCUUCCCGUCAGACCCAGGAGCCCCUUCCUUCCUCCGGUCUCUUCCUGUGGGAUCCAACCUCUCCUCCGAUCCUUGUGGAUCCAGCCCAGGAGACCCCGUCUCCCUCUGACAUCGCACCCCUGCAGCCUAGUCUUCCCCCGGCCCCGGGGUGGGAUAUUGAAUUUAGGGGUCUCCAUGGUGGUCCCACCCCACCCCUCCUCUCCUCUCCCUGGCCCUCCCUUCUCAGGAUGGUUCCUUCUGCCUCUAGAGCCCCGCAGGCGUGACCGUGCACCUCCAUUCCUCCCCCGUCCUUCCCCACGCAUACAUACGAACAUCCGUACGUACAUAUGUUCAUACAUACCUACCACAGACACAUAUGCACAUGAUGGGUAGAGAGCACAGAUGGGGCCCAGAGACAUCCCCAGAGUGCUCUCCCCACAGUGUGAACACAACGUGCAUGCGGGUAUGUAGGUGUUUGAUUCUUCCCACAAGUCUGUCCUGUGUGGUAUGUGGCCAUAGCUGUGUUCCCCAGAUGUGGUAUGUACCCCGCGUCUGAGCGUGUGAGAGAGAGUGUGUAUGUGUGUGUGUAAAUAUCUAUCGUCCAUCCACUGCUUCUCCAUAAUGUCUUUGUAUUUAAUAGAAUCGAGGAAGGUCGUGUGAAUAGGUGCAGUUCCGUAUACCCACUCGCACACUCUCGUAUCGGUGGGGGAAUGGACAUGCGCAACUUGCAUAUCCACACCCACCCACCGGUAUGUAUUUACAUAAGCUGUAGAUAUCAUGGCUUGGUGUGUAUACACACCUUUCUCCGCGAUGUAUAUUUCACAGAUGGGUGUAUGAGUAGCUGCGUAUUUACUCAUACGGAUGUAAAUAAUUUGACCCGGCAUGUACAUAUAAAUAGUACUCACUCAUUUCUCCCCACAGAGUAUAGAUAAUAUGGCCUGAGAGGUAUGUACGUGUGUGUACACACACACGCACACACACACACACUUUCUUGCUGUUUAUCGAUGUAUUGUGUAGAUAACGCAUUUGUGUCCAUUAUGUUUUCAGUAUUUAUCCUUAGUAUGUGGACAGGCCGCAAAUAUUUCUCUAUCGAAAGUACCUAUGCGUGUGUGUGUGUGUGUGUGUGUGUGUGUGUAAAUUCCCACACCAAAUUUUCUCUAGCAUGCAUCUGGAGCGUUGCUCUAUUUUUCUCCACACACUGUGUAUAUAACAUCUGUUUGUGUGGGUACAUAUAUAUUUGUAUAAUAUAUGACAGAAAUACAUUUAUAAUAUAUAUUUGCGUGUCAGUAUAUGUGUUAUAUCUACAUGGUGUGUAUAUAAUCUGUUGUGUAUUACAUACACACUGUAUUCUUGACCACAAGUUGUGUCGCUCAUUAAGGUUUAUGUGCGUAUAGAUAUCGAUUGAUUGUGGAUCGUUCUCUGGAGCCUGUACACACAUGUGCAUGUGGGUGUGCUCACAUAUACACACGGACACGCAAAUAUUUUUAAAACCCUGUGUGGUUGUGCCAGGGUCGAAACCCACACCCGGAUCUUUGUCUACACAGUGAAUGUAUUCCUUUUGUGUGCACUGGAACAGAGACCCAGACCCAAGAAUGCUGGCACGGUGGGGGUCUGUGGAGCUAGCCCCCCCCACCCCCCACCCCCCACACACCAUAAACUCGGAUAUUUCUCUACCCGGGUCGGGGGACGGUGGACGGAGCCACCUCGGCCCCUCCUUCCAGGCAGAGGAGAGUUAGCAGGGGAACAGGUGCCAUGAUCUAGAGGAGCCUGGUGAAUGUCCCCUCCCACCCCCUGCUCCUGGCCUCCUGAGGGCAGAGAGAGCCCUGACCAUCUGCCUCCCAUCCACCCCACUGGGAGAGUGUGUGCGCGCGUGUGCACGCAUGCGUGGGUACGUGUAGGCAUCCCCACCCCCGCCCCCUUCGGCCUCGGUCUCAGCCUCAGGAUCCAGAGGGAGCAUCUCACAGAGGGAAUUGAGAAACAGAGGGCCGAGAUUCUCCACAACCUCCAGCUCUGCUGCCCCAUUUCUUGUGCCCUUUGCCAUCCGAUCCCCUUUUCGGCCCCUGAUUUCUCUCUUAGCCGGUGGGUAGAUGCUCAUUUGCACAGCUGAACUAAAUAGCCCGGACAUGGCAUAGGGGCCCCCACAGAUAUUUAUCUUCAUGGCGCACGUAUUUAUUUAUUUAUUUAUUUGCUGAUCUGGUUAUUUAUUUGGUAUUUGUUCAUUCACGCAUUCGUUUGGUUGUUCAUACGGUCCGUCAAUCGUAUUUAUAAAGCGCUUUACUGUGUGCAGAGCACUGUACUAUUCCUUUCUGCCCGUACGCCCGCCCUCCUUCUCGAGGCCUCUAAGGCCUCUGGUCUGCUGUUAUAUUUUUCUGUAGAGUGACCAUCAUCGUCUUCAUCCCCUCCUUCCUACAGCUGUCCGAUAGGGAUGCCCAGAUGAACAGGCUUAGCUCCGCCCACACGAUCAGUCGAUCGAUCGAUCUCUCGAUCACUGGUAUUUAUCGGGCGCUUUCCGUGUGCGGAGCCCCGUACGAGGUGCUCUGGGAGAGUGAGGUGCGAUAGGAUUGGUAGAUACAAUCCCUGACCUUGAGGAGCUUACAGUCCGACGGAGGAGUUUACGGUCUCCUUCCCGCCUUCUUGCUCCGGGGUCGGGGCCGGGGAGUUGGAUUGACAUGGUGGGGGUCGAGACAGGAAUAAAAGUUGAAGGGUGAACACCA